AUGCCACCGAAGGCUGUGCUGACCAGCCUCCGCACGGAGCGUGGCCUUGAGGAGCUCAAUACUUUGCUAGCGAGUCAGUCCUAUGUGGGUGGCACGUUCCACGCUACAGCUGAGGAUAUGACCUGCUUUGCAGCAGUACAUGCCCGACCCGAUAGACAGCAGUAUCCGCACUUGCACAGAUGGUACAAUCACAUCUCCAGUUUGAAGAAAACCUAUGCGCCAUACCAUGUAUGGGCCGGACAGACAAAGCAGGUGAGCAAUGAUGGAGGGCAGGAGGUCAAAAAGGGCCCGCGUGCGGCGGGAAAGGAGAAAAAGACACUACCGUUUGACUGCAAGGCGGAACCUGUCUCAAACAGACGGGAAGUCCAGGGCGACGAAGUGAAGCGGGGAGCAGGCGCAACGUGCUUCCCAAGUGCCAGUGGAGCCAAGCGGUACUACAUUACGACUGCGAUUGCUUAUUGCAAUGGGUGGCCUCACAUAGGCCAUGGCUACGAGUUUCUGACCUCUGACGUUUUUGCGAGGUAUCAUCGCAUGCUUGGAGAGGAUGUUUUUUUCAUGACGGGUGCUGACGAGCACGGGCAAAAAAUCGCACAAGUGGCUGAGAACGAGGGUCUGCAGCCGAUCCAAAUGUGCGACCGCUACUGCAUGGGCUUUCGUGCAUUGAACCAACGCUUGAAUGUGUCCAACGACUUCUAUGUUCGUACAACAGAAGAGCGGCACAAGGUGGUCGCAAGAGCUGUUUGGAAAAAGUGCAAGGACAAAGGCGAUAUUUAUUUGGACAACUAUGAGGGCUGGUACCUCAUUCGAGAGGAACGUUUCAUAACUGAGCAGGAAGCGCAAGAGUGGAAUUACAAGGAUCCCAUGUCUGGCGUCGACCUGAAGAAGAUGUCUGAACCCAGCUUCUUCUUUUGCUUGAGUAAGUACCAGCAGAAGGUGAUUGACCACAUUGAGGCCAAUCCAGAGUUUCUUGAGCCAGCCCAGUACAGAGGCGAGAUUCUGGAGCGACUGAAGUCCAUCGAGUUGCGGGAUCUAUCCAUCAGUCGUGGCACCUUUGAUUGGGGAGUUACAUGCCCAGAGGACAAAGUCGACGGCAAACAACAUGUGAUGUAUGUUUGGUUCGACGCCCUCAUCAACUACUUGAGCGGUGUUGACGGCAUCUACCCUGAGAAACCUCUCAGUCGGUUCUGGCCUGCCAACAUGCAUGUAGUGGGCAAGGACAUUCAUUGGUUUCACUCCGUGAUUUGGCCGGCUAUGCUGAUGAGUGCAGACAUCCCUCUGCCAAAGAGUGUUGUCGUGCACGGGUUCAUCGCUGGAGCAGAUGGACGAAAAAUGUCCAAGAGCUUGGGCAAUGUGGUCGACCCACACGACAUGCUAGAUAAGGCCCCAUGCGAUACUUUGCGGUGGUACAUGUGUCGUGAGGCGCCUUAUGGUGAUGAUAUCAGAUUCAACGAGGACUCUCUUCGCUUGAUGCACAACGCGGAGCUUUGUGACAACCUGGGAAAUUUGGUGAAUCGCGCUGUCUCCCUUUGUGGCGGCAAAGUACCGAGGUGUGCCAAGGAAGAUUUGGUUCCUCUUCCAUUUGACCUGAAAGAGCUGAAGUCCGGUGUGAACGAUGCAUUUGAGAAGUAUCGCCUGUCAGAUGCAGCUGACCUCACUGUGCGAGCUGCUGGAGCCACAAACAAGUGGAUUGCCAACCUGGAGCCGUGGAAGAUGAAGGAAGAAGAGAAGCAAGAGCUUCGUGCUGCUUCCCUACGGAAACUCCUGGAGGCUGUCUAUGUUUUGGCGCAUUUUUUUGCGCCGUUCAUCCCUAUAGCAGCAGAGGCGAUCUUUGCCAAAGUGGGUGAAGCGCCGAGGCCAAUCCCAGAAUUGAGGGAUGACUUCCAGAACUUGACAGAGGGAAAGGAGGUUCGAGCCUCAUCUUUGCUAUUCAGCCAGUUGGAGGUGCAGAAGGUGGCGAGCUGA
Molecule: messenger RNA, 1962 nt
Organism: Durusdinium trenchii
Lineage: Eukaryota; Dinophyceae; Suessiales; Symbiodiniaceae
Source: the annotation of a GenBank genome assembly